Penicillium macrosclerotiorum is the source of this 1083-nucleotide messenger RNA. Its product is annotated as acyl-CoA thioesterase. Gene Ontology annotation, molecular function: fatty acyl-CoA hydrolase activity. Gene Ontology annotation, cellular component: peroxisomal matrix. The transcript has 3 exons. The coding region runs from base 1 to 1083 and encodes 360 amino acids. The record is from RefSeq and is a predicted model, not a curated record. Gene Ontology annotation, biological process: fatty acid catabolic process; acyl-CoA metabolic process. Lineage: Eukaryota; Fungi; Ascomycota; Eurotiomycetes; Eurotiales; Aspergillaceae.
AUGAAUCCAACUGAGUCCUCGCCAAUCGAGAAACAUAUUAAGGUUGUCUCGGCAUCGGCUUCCCACUCGGAUGUAUUCAAGAACCAGUACACAUUAUGGCGACCAAGUCUGCGCGGGAUAUUUGGUGGUAUAGCAAUUGCGCAGAGCCUUCGCGCAGCACAACUGACAGUCCCUGAUGGGGUCUACGCGCAUUCAAUGCACUGUUCGUUUGUGUCUGCAGGAAACGGAGAGGAUACUAUCAAUUACCAUGUCGAAAGGAUCCGCGAUGGGAAAAGUUUUUGCUUGAGGCUCGUUCGUGCUAUUCAAAUAAAUCGGACAAUAUUUAUUGCAACAAUCAGUUUUACCUCGCACCAAAUUCUGCCCGAAUCGAAGUUCUUGGAGCAUGCUAUCAAUAUACCGAAUAUUGAGCUCCCGAGUCGUUCAAAAUCACCCAGAGCCAGCGGUAAUUCUGGAAUUGUACUCGAGGCCCCUUUCAUCAACAAAAGUGCUGGUAUUUUGAAAGGAAAAAAUCACAAUCCGUCGGAUAAGCGCAUUCAUCAAUGGAUUCGAGCACGGGGUGCCAUUGAUGCCCCAGCCGGUGACCCUGUCCACCUCGCUGCAUUGGCAUUCAUGUCAGAUAGUUAUCUGCUCGCAGCAGUGCCACAUUGUCACCAAACAUGGCUGUUUGAAGAUCCACCUGUCACUGAGUUCUACUCUACCAAAGAAGACUUAUUCACGUCCCCCAAAUCCCAUACGCCUAUUCUACGACCGCAUCUUGAAAGCUCAACCCAGAUCGAAGGCGAACUUGGUUCAAAGGUCACAAUGAUGGUGAGCCUGGACCAUAUCAUUUAUUUUCACAAUGUCAAAUGCCUCAAGGCCGAUGAGUGGCUUUUGACCGAGGUACAGACAAGCUGGUCCGGAAACGCGAGGGGGUUGAUUCAUCAAAAGAUAUGGGCAGGAGGAGAUGGAACCCUUCUUGCAACCUGCAUCCAGGAGGGUAUCAUCCGCUUAGAUAAAGAUCAAGAUAAGUCCCUUUCAAAAACUUGCAUCCUCAAUCUCCUGAGCUACAACUUUCUGAGCCAUUUUGUGAUUGAGCCUAUUUAG